UGACAGUUGGCCUAUUCCCAUUUUUUGAAUUUAAAAAUACUAUAAAAUCUGCUUUGAUUCCCAUCUGAUUUGAGUUGGAAGUACGGUCGGACCCUUUUGAAUAAACACCCCAGUUUUCCUUAUUGCUUUUGGUUUCAACUAGUAUUGAAGUGCUCCUGGUGAUACAGCCUCAGUCCACUGUCAUCGGUUUAGUUGUCGUGUGUCGUGUCAACAGAUUUAGAUAUUACUUAAAAUUUAAUUCUUUUCUUUUUUUUUUUGUAUUUGUCGUUUGUCUUUUCAAACUUGGUUGGUUAAAGCUUCUUGUUUGUUGUUGAGUCUUGUUGUUUAAGUUUAGAAUAGAGUAGAAUAACCAAGGAAAUGACGUCCACUUCUCCAGUAUACUGCUUUAUAUCUGCUGGUAAUAUGCAUUGCAUACCGGUGACCUCGUUCACUGAUAAUUCAAUAGCCUCGAUCUCGAUGACCAACUCUUCUAAUGACUCCAGUGACUCUGAUAACGAGUUGGUACCAAGAAAGGAGUCAAAAUCCAUUAAAAUGUCUAUUAAGCAUAAAAAUUUACUUUUCUCUUUACACAAUCCCUCGUUAUCUGACUUGACUAGCUCAAAUAAAAAGGAUGUUACGUUAAGUCCUCCACUUACCUCGGAGGAGGAGUCUGCUCAGAUCUCAACUAUACUAGAUAACUACUCUACCCAUGCAAUUUACUUACCUCAAUUUCAAAUAAACUUGUCGGAAAACGUUGAUAGUGAUUAUAUCCAAAUUAAAAAAUUAUUAUCAAAAGUAUUCCCAACCACUUGGAAUAAUAAAUCCAAUAUUACCAUUAAAAGAUUGACGGGAGGUAUAACAAACAUGUUGCUUUCUUGUAACUAUACCGAUCCAACCACUCAUUUCAAUCAUACCGUUUUAAUGAGAGUUUAUGGUCAAGGUACAAAUUUAAUCAUCGAUAGACACCGUGAGUUUGUCAGUCAUUUGGUUUUAAAUUCUCUUCAUUUGGCUCCUACAAUCCACGCCCGUUUUGCAAAUGGUUUAAUUUAUGGGUUCUUACCCGGUCGCUCUUUAGAAUAUAAUGAAUUAAAACAUCCCAAAUUAUUCCCCCUAAUUGCUCAACAGUUAGGUAAUUGGCAUAAUAAAAUUAAAAGUGAUUAUAUCGAUGAUGGAGUUGGAAAAUUAAAUAAUUACACUUUAUUAUUAAAAUCUUCAAAUAAAAAACAAAAACUUGAUCCAAAUAAUAAUCCAAAAAAGGCAAUAAUAACUAGUAUUUGGGAUUUAAUAGAAGAUUGGAUUAAAAAUGUCCCAACCACUCAAGGAUUAAUUGACUCAUUCAAUGAAAAUAAUAACACAAAUGAAGUUGAUAAAUCAAAUUUGAAAUCUUAUAUCAAGAAAGAAUUCGAUUGGUUAAAAUCAACCUUGAAUGAAUCAGUUAAAUCUCCAAUUGUCUCAAGUCAUUGUGAUUUGCUUUCAGGUAAUAUUAUUGUCCCUAAUUCUGAUGAAUACUCGGAAGCUAACUUAGCUAAAUCCUUCAAUGAUGAACCAAUUAAAUUAAAAGAUGACCUUUCAAAUCCAAUCCAAUUCAUUGAUUAUGAAUAUAUGUUGCCUGCUCCAAGAGCUUUUGAUAUAGCAAAUCAUUUGGCUGAAUACCAAGGCUUUGAUUGUGAUCGUCUGGCAAUUCCUGAAGCCUCUUUUACAAACCCAUUCCUAAUCGAAUGGUGUCGUGGAUAUCUCAGUAAUGAGUUAGAUUCAAAUAACAGUGAUAAAAAUGACCGUUUGAUACAUGAUUUAUUAAAUGAAAUUAUAAGCUACUAUGGUAUGCCAGGAUUUUAUUGGGGUAUUUGGGCUUCUAUCCAAAGUGAAAUUUCCAACAUUGAUUUCAAUUAUUCCAAUUAUUCAAAAUUAAGAUUACAAGAAUAUUGGGAUUGGAAAGAAAAAUUCACUCAAUCUUUAAACCUUUGA
Hyphopichia burtonii NRRL Y-1933 is the source of this 1944-nucleotide messenger RNA. RefSeq lists its product as uncharacterized. Gene Ontology annotation, cellular component: cytoplasm. The record is from RefSeq and is a predicted model, not a curated record. The transcript has a single exon. Lineage: Eukaryota; Fungi; Ascomycota; Pichiomycetes; Serinales; Debaryomycetaceae. Bases 358 to 1944 code for a protein of 528 amino acids. Gene Ontology annotation, biological process: phosphatidylethanolamine biosynthetic process; phosphatidylcholine biosynthetic process. Gene Ontology annotation, molecular function: ethanolamine kinase activity; choline kinase activity.